Messenger RNA from Rubroshorea leprosula, 1372 nucleotides. Lineage: Eukaryota; Viridiplantae; Streptophyta; Magnoliopsida; Malvales; Dipterocarpaceae. The record is from the annotation of a GenBank genome assembly.
GAGAUCAGAGGACUUUUCGCUGUCACCGUGAGAGCAUCUUCUUCUCCGCCUAGAGAGAGAGAGAGAAAAAAAACUGGUGUAGCUUCAACACUACUUCACUAGACAGAGAAAGCGUUUAACAGACUGUGAUCGGCUAUGGAUUUCUCCAAAGAACGAGAGAACUUCGUCUACAUCGCCAAGCUCGCUGAGCAAGCCGAGCGCUAUGACGAAAUGGUUGAUGCUAUGAAGAAAGUGGCGAAGCUUGAUGUAGAACUAACAGUGGAGGAGCGAAAUCUUCUCUCUGUUGGGUACAAAAACGUGGUGGGUUCGCGACGUGCGUCGUGGAGGAUCUUAUCCUCAAUUGAGCAAAAGGAGGAGACAAAGGGGAACGAUCUGAACGUUAAGCGAAUUAAAGGGUACAGGCAGAAGGUGGAGUCGGAGUUGUCAAGUAUUUGCGGUGACAUCAUGAGUGUGAUUGAUGAGCAUCUCAUUCCCUCGUGCAUGGGCGGGGAAUCUACUGUUUUUUAUUACAAAAUGAAAGGGGAUUAUUUUAGAUAUUUGGCUGAGUUUAAGGCGGGUGAUGAAAGAAAAGAGGCUGCGGACCAGUCAAUGAAAGCAUAUCAGACAGCAUCUACUACAGCAGAAGCUGAGUUACCUCCUACUCAUCCAAUCCGAUUGGGUUUGGCAUUGAACUUCUCUGUCUUUUAUUAUGAGAUCUUGAAUUCUCCUGAAAGGGCAUGUCACCUCGCAAAACAAGCUUUUGAUGAGGCAAUCUCAGAGCUGGAUACAUUGAGUGAGGAGUCAUAUAAAGAUAGCACGCUGAUUAUGCAGCUCUUAAGGGACAACCUCACUUUAUGGACUUCUGACAUCCCAGAAGAUGGAGCCGAAGAAGCUCAGAAACUGGAAAGCAAUGCUAAAUCUGGUGAAGGAGAAGAGUGACGAUGGCAGAGGUGGGUUAGUUUCAGAAAAUUCAUCCAUUACCAAGCUGUGUCUUAUGGAUCAUUAGUUUUACAGUUCCUUCUUCUGUAGUGUGUUUGUCACAUUGGCUUGAACUUGAAGUCUGUUUCAAAGGCAGUAGUACCUCUGUAUCAGUAGGUUUUACAUCAGUUUUCGGGUGAUAUUUGAUUUCUAUCGUCCUGUUAUUAGCAUUUGGGUGUUAUUGCUAUGAUGAUUGUUUGGUGUUUGGACUGUCUACUACAAGGAAAUUUUCUAGAGCCUGUCCUCUGCACCUUUUGGUCAAAUUGGAAAGAUGUAUUAGAUUGCUGGAGAAUGUUUUCCCUGCUCUGUUUAUUGAAAUCUGAAUCCAUUUAGAUAGUUUGUUUUGUAUCAGAUUAUCUUUUGUUAUCUUGUUUGUAGUAUCAUUUCAAAAUCGACAUAAAAUUUCCAUGGAAGG